GGAAUCUGCUUCAGAAACACUUGCCUUCUCCAGCCUCUCUCUACUCGAGUCAUCAUUCAAAAUGAGCAAGAUCAUUGUUUAUAGUGAAGAAGCCUUUGAGGGCAGAUCAGCUGAAUUCAAGUAUGAUGUCCACAACUUAGAAGAGAAGGGCUUCAACAACGCCAUCGCCUCCAUAAAAGUCAUUGGCGAACCAUGGGUGGCGUAUUAUGACAAGAAUUUUGCAGGAAAGCAGCGGGUUUUUGAAGAAGGAGAGUACGCCACCCUUGAAGACAAAGGACAGUUUUCUUCCCUCAAGAAGGUCACAGAUGAUCUGACCAACCCUAAAAUCCAGCUGUUUGAGCACAUUAACUAUACAGGAAGAAGCGUGACCCUACGCAAUGAAACCAAUCUCCACGACAUUGCUUUCAGUAACAUAGCUUCGUCACACAAAGUGAUAGGUGGAGUCUGGGUUCUGUACGAGCACACCAAUCGUCGGGGUUCCCAGCUUGUUUCUUUCCCUGGCGAUCAAGUUUCCAACUAUGUGCCGCUCUCCUUCAACGAUGUGGCCAGCUGUGUGCGUCCCUUGCUGCCUAGGCCAUAGACGGCAUCAUUCAAAGUCCGCUUUCUGCAGCUGAAUAUUAACCGGAUCCCUUCUGGAAAGAACGAGGCAGGUGGUGGGGAAAGACUGAUCUGGACCAGAAACAAUGACUGUGACUCCAAUAAGUCUGAAGAAACUUCAUGCAAUUAGACUCAACCAUAUCAUUUGAGGAUAUCUGUGUAAAGACACACUGUACAUGUUAAUUAGGCAAAUGUUAUAUAACAAGGAUGAAUUUUAUUUGAAAAGGUUUUAAGCUGCUGGUUGUUUGGCUUUUCAUCAGAAGCGAUCAGUAUCAGUAAACAAAUGCAAUGAAAUACAGUUUUGGAAUUGUUACGGAUCUACUACAGAUCUAUUGUAUUUGAAUGUAUUUCCCCUGUUUGAUGAGAGUGAAAUAUUCAAAGGGAUUUUGGAUUUAUAUUAUGCUGAGAAAGAGAUAACGAAUGCUAUUUUAAUCUGUCAACUCAGAAAAUAAAGACUCUGAAAUAUCGUAA
Molecule: messenger RNA, 1068 nt
Organism: Rhinichthys klamathensis goyatoka
Lineage: Eukaryota; Metazoa; Chordata; Actinopteri; Cypriniformes; Leuciscidae
Product: epidermal differentiation-specific protein-like
Exons: 1
Coding region: 62-580 (172 amino acids)
Biological process (GO): lens development in camera-type eye; visual perception
Molecular function (GO): structural constituent of eye lens
Source: RefSeq, a predicted model, not a curated record